UUCUUCCCCCUCCCCCGCCGCUGAACUUUUCUCUCCUCUUCCACACUCUUCAGUAUCCCUCUCCCAUCCAAAUCCCUCUCCCGUACUUAAAGUAAGGCUUCCCCCCGUUCGUCCUUUCCCCUGAUUCCUCAUACUAGAUACCCCAUCAUCCACUCUCUCUUUGUCCUUGCCGCUUUUAAACUAACAGCUACCCCGCCAUCUCUCAGACUACCAUCACAAUGGCCACCAAGGUUGGAAUCAACGGCUUCGGUCGUAUUGGACGUAUUGUCUUCCGUAACGCCGUCUCUCGCGACGACGUUGAGGUUGUUGCCGUCAACGAUCCCUUCAUCGAGACCCACUAUGCUGCCUACAUGCUCAAGUACGACAGCACCCACGGCAAGUUCCAGGGUACCGUCGAGACCUACGACCAGGGCCUCAUCGUCAACGGCAAGAAGGUUCAGUUCUUCGCCGAGAAGGACCCCGCUGCCAUCCCCUGGGGCAAGGCCGGUGCCGACUACAUCGUCGAGUCCACCGGUGUCUUCACCACCAACGAGAAGGCCGCCGCUCACUUGAAGGGUGGUGCCAAGAAGGUUGUCAUCUCCGCUCCUUCCGCCGACGCCCCCAUGUUCGUCAUGGGUGUCAACCACGAGAGCUACAAGACCGACAUCAACGUCCUCUCCAACGCCUCUUGCACCACCAACUGCCUGGCUCCCCUCGCCAAGGUCAUCAACGACCAGUUCGGUAUCGUUGAGGGUCUCAUGACCACCGUCCACUCCUACACCGCCACCCAGAAGGUUGUCGACGCUCCCUCCGCCAAGGACUGGAGAGGUGGCCGUACCGCCGCUCAGAACAUCAUCCCCAGCUCCACUGGUGCUGCCAAGGCUGUCGGCAAGGUCAUCCCCUCCCUCAACGGCAAGCUCACCGGUAUGGCCAUGCGUGUGCCUACCUCCAACGUCUCCGUUGUCGACCUGACCUGCCGUACCGAGAAGUCCGUCACCUACGAGGACAUCAAGAAGGCCAUCAAGGCUGCCUCCGAGGGCGAGCUCAAGGGCAUUCUCGGCUACACCGAGGACGACAUCGUCUCUUCCGACCUGAACGGUGAUGACCACUCCUCCAUCUUCGAUGCCAAGGCCGGUAUCGCCCUCAACGACCACUUCAUCAAGCUGGUUUCGUGGUACGACAACGAGUGGGGUUACUCCCGCCGUGUCGUUGACCUCAUCACCUACAUCUCCAAGGUCGACGGCCAGUAGGAAUCAGGACGGAUCGUGGGGACGAAGAGUCUCCUUUAAACUGCCUGGUUGUGCACUGAUUCAAUGCUUGUCGCCGGCUCUCCCAGCUGCCGUAGGAUGAGGCCCCUGUUGACAGGGUGGGAAGGAUUGGAGACAAGCAUAAAAUGCAUAUGAUAACGUACUAUGUAAUGAAAUGAUACAACGUUGAUAUUUGAUGCACUUUGUCC
Molecule: messenger RNA, 1435 nt
Organism: Aspergillus melleus
Lineage: Eukaryota; Fungi; Ascomycota; Eurotiomycetes; Eurotiales; Aspergillaceae
Gene: gpdA
Exons: 7
Coding region: 219-1229 (336 amino acids)
Biological process (GO): glucose metabolic process
Molecular function (GO): NAD binding; oxidoreductase activity, acting on the aldehyde or oxo group of donors, NAD or NADP as acceptor; NADP binding
Source: RefSeq, a predicted model, not a curated record